Zingiber officinale is the source of this 805-nucleotide messenger RNA. RefSeq lists its product as uncharacterized. The record is from RefSeq and is a predicted model, not a curated record. NCBI's taxonomy places the organism in Eukaryota, Viridiplantae, Streptophyta, Magnoliopsida, Zingiberales, Zingiberaceae. The transcript has a single exon. Bases 113 to 775 code for a protein of 220 amino acids.
GAGACCCUCACUCCGCUCGCUUUCUUCGCUCCCAACGAAGCAAUCUCCACCUUCUGCAUUUCCUCUCGAUUGAUUCUGGGCCGUCCGAUCGGUUUGCAGGGGAGAGUGGAAAAUGGAAAGGGACGCGAUCCAGGCCGAGAAGUUGGCCGCGAUGCGGCGCUUCGGCCGACUCCGCCAGAUCGGCACGCUGCUGCGCUGCCUCGAGGUCGCCGCCGUCGCCCUCUUCCUCGUCUCCUGGUCCUCCGCCCGCGCACCCGCCGCCGCCCGCCUCUCCGCCGACUUCCUCCGCCGCCUCGGCCCCAUCCUCCUCAGUCCCCGCUGCGUCUUCCUACUCGGCAACGCCAUCGUCAUCCUCCUCUUCGCCGAAUCCCGCCGCCCGUCCCCCUCCUCCUCCUCCUCCUCCUCCUCCUCCGAUGUAUACGGAGAGUUCCUCCAGAUCCGCGGAGGCGGCGACGGCCAUUUCACCUGCUCCCUCGCCCCGUCGCCGGAAGAAGUGAUCUACGAGGACAAGGCGGUGUGCAUCGAAACACCAGCGUGCGGGAGGAGCCGGUCGGCGAGAAUGGCGCGGAGGCGAGAAGCAAAUCCCGAGCAACGGCGUGCCGACACGAACUCAGAGCUCGCGGAGGAGGACGAGAAGGAGGUGGAGGCGGCCGAGGCGGAGGAGUUCCGGCGAGCGGUGGAGGCGUUCAUCGCGAAGCAAACCAGAUUCCUCCGCGAGGAAUGUCAAAGCACGUGUUCCGCAGGAACACCAGAACACGCUGUGGUUCUUCAAUAAAUUCAAGAAAGGCAGAAAUGCCUUAUUUCU